This is a messenger RNA of Mesocricetus auratus (golden hamster), 2480 nucleotides long. It is a transcript of the gene Hsdl2, whose product is annotated as hydroxysteroid dehydrogenase like 2. The record is from RefSeq and is a predicted model, not a curated record. Bases 146 to 1504 code for a protein of 452 amino acids. NCBI's taxonomy places the organism in Eukaryota, Metazoa, Chordata, Mammalia, Rodentia, Cricetidae. Gene Ontology annotation, cellular component: mitochondrion. The transcript is spliced from 11 exons.
CGAUCACCAUCUUGGAGGCAAGCGGGUUCCCGAGCGGGCCUCGGGGCGGGGUCGGGGGCGCGGCUAAAUGCGGAGGGAAGGUUGGCCUGUCACUCACGGCUUGCCGCUGUCCCACUGCUAGCAAGUCCUCUGAGCUGCGAAGGUCAUGCUGCCCAACACCGGGAAGCUAGCGGGAUGCACGGUUUUUAUCACAGGUGCAAGCCGAGGCAUCGGCAAAGCUAUUGCAUUGAAAGCAGCGAAGGAUGGAGCAAACAUCGUCAUUGCUGCGAAAACCACCCAAACACACCCGAAACUCCCAGGCACAAUCUACACCGCUGCUGAAGAAAUUGAAGCAGCUGGAGGAAAGGCCUUGCCGUGCGUUGUUGACGUGAGAGAUGAACAGCAAAUCAGCAAUGCAGUAGAAAAAGCUGUGGAGAAGUUUGGAGGAAUUGAUAUUUUGGUGAACAAUGCGAGUGCUAUUAGCUUGACCAACACGUUGGAUACUCCUACAAAGAGAGUGGACUUGAUGAUGAGUGUGAACACCAGGGGCACCUACCUUACAUCCAAAGCAUGUAUUCCUUUUUUAAAAAAGAGUAAAGUAGCACAUAUUCUCAACCUUAGCCCACCCCUGAACCUAAAUCCUCUGUGGUUCAAACAGCACUGUGCUUAUACCAUUGCCAAAUAUGGCAUGUCUAUGUGUGUGCUUGGCAUGGCAGAAGAAUUUAGAGGUGAAAUUGCAGUCAAUGCCUUAUGGCCUAAAACAGCCAUACACACUGCUGCUAUGGAUAUGCUUGGAGGAUCUGGUGUUGAAAGUCAAUGUAGAAAAGUUGACAUUAUCGCGGAUGCUGCAUAUUCCAUUUUCAAAAGGCCAAAAAGUUUUACUGGCAACUUUAUUAUUGAUGAAAAUAUCUUAAAGGAAGAAGGAAUAAACAAUUUUGAUGUCUAUGCAAUUACACCAGGCCAUCCCUUGAUACCAGAUUUCUUCUUAGAUGAAUACCCAGAUGCAGCUAUAAAGGAAACACAACCACGUGAUUCUGUACCAAAAGUAAAAGAAGAGAAUCUACAACGGCAGCCAGAGCCACUACUGCAGUCACAGCCACCACCACAGCCACCACCACAGCCAUCACCACAGCCAUCACCACAGCCAUCACCACAGCCAUCACCACAGCCACCACCAAAACCACAUUUUGGACCUGUGGAAGAAACAUUUAGAAUUCUUAAGGACUCUCUCAGUGAUGAUGUCGUUAAAGCCACACAAGCAGUCUAUCAGUUUGAACUCUCAGGUGAAGAUGGUGGCACAUGGUUUCUUGAUCUGAAGAGUAAGGGUGGGAAAGUUGGACAUGGAGAGCCCUCCGACCGGGCAGAUGUGGUGAUGAGUAUGACCACUGAUGACUUUGUCAAAAUGUUUUCAGGGAAACUAAAGCCAACCAUGGCAUUCAUGUCAGGUAAACUGAAGAUUAAAGGAAACAUGGCUCUAGCAAUCAAGUUGGAGAAGCUGAUGACCCAGAUGAAUUCCAGACUAUGAAGGACAAGGAGCAAAAACACUGAUUUUUCUCAGAAGUGCAAAGCUCAGCAGUUAAACAUCUGUUGUUUCCUCCACUGUCUUAUAAGGACAUAUGUGUUUGUUCUGGAAAAAGUAGAAUUUCUGUAUCUAUAAGACUUGAAAUUGUAAUUAAAACAACUAACCAAUCAAGGACAAGUUUUAUUAAGUGAUAUCCUAAUAUAUUGUGGGUUUUUCUUUUUUCAAUUUUUCCCUCUAAACCUUUAUUUCACUCAUUGCUUUCUUGCAGGAAAACUACAUAUCAUGAAUGACUGAUCAUUAUCAAGCAAUAGAAUUAGCUGUUUCCAAACUGCUCAUGUAAAAAUGAACUUUAUCUUCACAAAGACAGUUGGGUGAAUAACUGCAAUAUAUUUCUUACCCCCACUGCCCCAGCUUUUUUUUUUAAGAACUUUUGUUUUUGUCAGCAGUAUUUUAUAGACUUCAGUAUAUAAUAUUUGCAGGCAAAAUUUUGUUUAACUUGGCCGGGCGGUGGUGGCGCACACCUUUAAUUCCAGCACUCGGGAGGCAGAGGCAGGCAGAUCUCUGUGAGUUUGAGGCCAGGCUGGACUGACAGCCUCCAAAACAACACAGAGAAACCCCGUCUCAUAAAAACAAACAAACAAACAAAAAAUUUUGUUUAACUUGUCAGAAGCAUUUUGUAAUAUUGAUACUAGUCUAAAUAUCUUUAAAUUUCAGCUUUUCCCUUUUUUUUUCUAGCUGGGGUAACCCAACUGGCCUUGAACUCAGGUCAGUCCUCCUGCCUCAGCUUGCUUAGAGCUAUAAUGACAGACAUGAACCACCAUGCCUAGCUAAAUUCAGUUUUCAAGGGCUAACAUACAGAAAUGUAACUAAUUUUGUGAGUAUGCCUAAUGCUUAUAGUCUACUCACUACCUUCAGCAGCUUUUAAAAAACAGAGUCUUUAAAUCAUGUUAUCUUCAAAUAAAGAUGAAUUUAUCUCUUU